Myiozetetes cayanensis is the source of this 7323-nucleotide messenger RNA. Its product is annotated as G-protein coupled receptor 12-like. The record is from RefSeq and is a predicted model, not a curated record. Bases 357 to 1397 code for a protein of 346 amino acids. Gene Ontology annotation, biological process: G protein-coupled receptor signaling pathway. Lineage: Eukaryota; Metazoa; Chordata; Aves; Passeriformes; Tyrannidae. Gene Ontology annotation, cellular component: membrane. The transcript is spliced from 2 exons. Gene Ontology annotation, molecular function: G protein-coupled receptor activity.
GGGAGAGCUCAUGAAUGAACGAUCGGCGGGGCGGGUGCGCGCACCCCCCUCGUGCCUGCGGGUGUGGAUGGGGAUGUGGAGCAGGGAGCCAGCCUCGUUGUUAUUCUGAUCACAGCGGCUCUGAUUCACAGACUUGGAUCAUGAAUAUAAGUGAAGACUUUGACGUCAGAGUUGAGAUUUAUCAGCAGAUCCAAUGGGGCAGGAAUAUUAAGUGCAAGUCGAUGCCAGCUCUCUGCCAACGCUAUUAGCGAUGCUCACCGAGGAAUGAGGCUUCGCACCAAGGGCUGGAAGGACUGGGAAGGAAAAAAAUAAAAACGUGGGGGGAGCAAGCUGAUCCUCGGGCAUUAAAACCAGCGAUGCUGCACGGCCCCGCCGCCAUGGGGGAGCCGUGGCCGCCGCAGCCGCAGCAGCAGCGGCUCCCGGGCCCCGGGAACGCCUCGGAGCCCCCCGCCUGGCCCUCGGCGGCGGACGGGCCGGGCACGGCGGCGCCGGGCGGCGGCGGGGCCGGGGGGGCCGUGAGCCCCUGGGACAUCGCGCUGUGCGCCACGGGCACGGCGGUGGCGGGCGAGAACGCGCUGGUGCUCGCCGUGCUGUUCUACACGCCGAGCCUGCGGGCGCCCAUGUUCCUGCUGAUCGGCAGCCUGGCGCUGGCCGACCUGCUGGCCGGGCUGGGGCUGGUGGCCAACUUCGCCGUGCGGUACCUGCUGCGGCCGCCCAGCGAGGCGGCGGAGCUGGCGGCCGCGGGGCUGCUGCUCGCCGCCUUCUCCGCCUCCGUCUGCAGCCUGCUGGCCAUCACCGUGGACCGCUACCUGUCGCUGUACAACGCGCUCACCUACCACAGCGAGCGCACGCUGGGCUUCACCUGCGCCAUGGUGCUGCUAAUGUGGCUGCUGUGCCUGGGCGUGGGGCUGCUGCCCCUCCUGGGCUGGAACUGCCUGCGGGACCAGAGCGCCUGCAGCAUCCUGCGGCCCGUCACCAAGGACAACGCGGCCGUGCUGGCCGUCACCUUCCUCCUCCUCUUCGCCCUCAUGAUGCAGCUCUACCUGCAGAUCUGCAAGAUCGCCUUCCGGCACGCCCAGCAGAUCGCCGUGCAGCACCAGUUCAUCGCCACGGCGCAGGCCACCUCCACCCGCAAAGGGCUCUCCACGCUCUCGCUCAUCCUCGGCACCUUCGCCCUGUGCUGGAUCCCCUUCGCCAUCUACUCCCUGGUGGCCGAUUCCAGCUACCCCGCGGUCUACACCUACUCCCUGGCGCUGCCCGCCACCUGCAACUCCCUCAUCAACCCCAUCAUCUACGCCUUCAGAAACCCAGACAUCCAGAAGUCGCUCUGGCUGGCCUGCUGCGGGUGCAUCCCCUCCACGUUCUCCUCCAGACCAAGGACAUCCAGCGAUGUGUGAGGACUGAGCACGGAGCCAGAGGUGCUCCCUUGCUCUCCUCCUCCGUCUCUUUUUCCCCCUCUGUCGUUAUUGUUUCCUACCGGGAGGAACCUCCCCGGUCAGCACAUCUCGUUCCAUGGAAAGAUGGCCAAAAAGGGAAAAAAAAAAAAAAAAAGAAAAAGGGAAAACGAAGGGGGAAAGAAAGAGAGAGCGUAGAAUGAUAAUGGUUUCCUUUAGAAAUGUUAUUUUCUUACACAUUUUAUUUUUUAUUUAAAAACACAAAACACCAAAAAAAAAAAAAGAAAAGAAAAGAAAGAAAGAAAAGAAAAGAAAAAGGAUCCUCGUACGAUGGCGUUUGUCUGCUCUCGGGGUAAGGAGCCAGGGGAGCAGCGGGCCCCGUCGGGGUGGUCCCACGCCUCGGGGCACAUCCCGCGGGAAGGCCACAGGAGCGGCGGGGGCAGGUGUCCUGUACCCCCCCGGCGGGGCUGGUCCCCACGCGUGGGGUUGUUGUGCGGGGCGCCCACCCCCCUGAAAUCAGGUCUUGCGAUGCUAUGCAAUAACGGGGGGGGCGUUCAGCACCGCGGGGGGGACAGCGCCGGCCGGGGGCGGGCCGAGGGACCCGCGGGGGACGCGGGGCUUUCUGUGUCUGUGUCUGCUUGCGAAGCGCUUCGAGAACCUGCGGGGCAAGAGGCUCGUUAGGUUUGGGUCGUUUGGGCAGUCGCAGGGAAGGGGGUACCCAGGGAUCCAUUCCGUCCUUGCCCCCCCACAAGGGUGACUCUGGGGCAGGGCUGAUGGUGUGUGGGUGGGGAGGGCAGUUUGGGGUGCACCCCAAAGUCUGGGAGGCCACGGAAGGGCUCUCCUGUCCGACUGGGGCUGUGGGGUGAUGAUCUCCCCCCUCUGCACUCCCUUCCACACCGGUCGUUUACAUGGGGUGGGAUUUUGAUCCAAAGAGGGGUCCGGGCUUGCUGGGUCCCCCAGAGGGAAGCCUUGUAAUCACACACGUUACUGCUGAUGCUGCCAGUUUAACUCGCUUCGUUAGAGAAGCAACGGGCCCCUCCCCUUCCCCUACUGUGUGAUGUGUUCGUGGUGUUAGUGAGGCAGAUGAAGUGCCCUUUCCCUCUCUUUUGGCCAGGCAGUGGAAGUGCAUUCACUCACAGAGCAGGGAGCCGAGCAAACCCCUGGGAUGGCAGGGCUCGGGUGGAGCAGCCAGGGUGGCUCAGGGCACAGGCAGGGGGUGCUGCUCCAGGGCCUGGCACGGGAACAGCUCUGGAGAACCCUCCCCAGCUGAGCCUGGAGUGCCAGACAUUCUGCUUUCCUUUGGACAAACUGCUGUGAUGUUGGAGAGGGACUUUGGACAAGGGCCUGGAGUGACAGGACACAGGGAGUGGCUUCCCACUGCCAGGGGACAGGGACAGGUGGGAGACUGGGGGGAGUUCCUCCCUGGGAGGGUGGGCAGGCCCUGGCACAGGUUGCCCAGAGAAGCUGUGGCUGCCCCAUCCCUGGAAGUGUCCAAGGCCAGGUUGGAUGGGGCUUGGAGCAACCUGGGCUGGUGGAAGAAAUGUCCUUGCUUUGUGUGUGCAAAGGCACUUUAUGGGUACAGACAGACCCAAGGGUAUUUCCUCCCUGGAUCUGUGCAAUGACUCUCCUGCUCCUUGGAGCUUAGUGCACAUGAGCAAGCUGUGAAUCUCCAAAGUGUGCCUGGAGCUUGGACUUACUGUCUGCCUUCGAAAGGUGGCCACACUCUCACAUUUUUGGUUUUGUGGGUUUGGUUUUUUAAUUUCCUUUCUUUUUUUGAAUACCCUGGGCAAUGGGCAGUAGGCACAAUAUUGAAUCAAUGUAAGCUUUAAAGUAAAUAUAUUUGUUUAACAAAGAGUAAUAUUUAUAAAAUCACUUUGCUAUUUUUAUUUCUUCCGGUUUCAUAAGGGCAGCCAGGUCCCUGCAGAUCCUCAGUGUGAAAAAUUCAAUAGCUUAAACCAUUUUCCAAGCAUUGUGAGCAUUUUGAAAUGAUUUUAUACAACCACCCUAUCUAGAAGACAAGAUUUGUUUCUCUGGGCAACUCAUUUUGUAUCUGUAGGUGAAAUGCAGUUUAAUCAGCCCUUGAGAAACUUUGACAUGAAAAAAAGUUGCAUUCUCUUGGCUUUCCAGUAAUCCCCUUCUUGCUGAAGAGCUUGAUUUUAACAAUGUGGGGUUUUUUUUUAGUUGUAUACUUGAAACUUGUCUCAGUUUGAGGGAUCUGUUGAUAAACUUUGCCAAAGUCAAACAAGAAUCAGUGGAAAAGAAUUCCCCCCCACACCUCCCCAUGGCUCUCCACAGCAAUAGGUGAAGGAUUUGGGAUGUGAGAGCUCAAGCUCACAGGUCCUGCCAGACAGCUGAGGUCGAGAGCAGGUGGGGAUGUGCUCACUGAGACACUUGGUACCCACCCAAACCCCUCUGCAGCAACUUUGGCAAACUCAGCUGCCUGAAUUCUGGUCCUUGCAUGAAGGAGACACUGCCUGUGCUGCUCUGACCCAGCCCACAGCCAGGACCCAGCUGGGGCACAAGAAUAUUCCAUGCUCAGAGUUGGUAGAAAAUCACAAUCUAAUUUUUUCUCAAGUGCUGGUCUGGCAUCUCUCUCUUUGAGAUGUCUGUGGAAGUUACAAACACUUGUUAGGUUUCAGGAAAAGUCUCAAGAAUUCUCCUCUAAAAACUGUUUUGUUAAAUUGGCAUUUCUUCAGUCUUUCUCCUAAGUAAAAAUAAAUGUAUUUUCUGGGUCGGUUUUUUUUUUUCCUUUGCUGGUUUUUCUCUCCUUUCUCUUUAAUCAGUGGAAAGGAGAAAAAACAAGGAGGAGUGAGGCAGAAGAUAAAGUUUAGAUUCACCUGCCAUGCAGUGUGUUGUGGAAAUCUCUGACCAUUUUACUGCACCUUUGCAUUGGUGCUUAUUGGUGCUUUUUUUUUUUUGGCUUGGUUUUGUUGGUUUUGGUUUUCAUUAAGAAAAUCUUCUACUGGAAAAGUUUUGAGUGACAGUGUUGGACAUCAGUGAGGAUGCUGGAUGUUGGAUCCUCCUUGUAGUGGACAUGAGGAGGCCUAAAACCUUAAAUUCCUUAGGAAGUGAGUGGUGCUGCAUGCAGGGUGGGAAUGCCCUGUGUUUGGGAUCCUUCAGUGCUGGCUUUGGGACACGUUUGGGAUGGAAUACUGGGCCUGGCUUUGGAUGGGUUGCCAUAAAAAGGGAGCAGCUUCCAUCAGUGCCAACGAUAAGGAAACACUGGAAAACAAAAUGUUUUUUCCAGCAGGUUUUCAGUCCAGUGAAUCCUCUGUGGAUUCCCUGCAGAUCCAAACCAUAUUCCAACAUGGUGAAAAGAGCCAAGCAGCCCCUGUCCACCUCCUGUGCUCCGUGGGGACACAGAGCAACUGGAGUGUCCCACUGCUCUCCACUCCCUGGCAUUGGCUGUGUUGGGAGGGUGGGGCUGGAUUCCCUUUUCAAUGGAGAAGUUGAGAUCUGUGAAAGCCAUUGAGUGAAUGAUGAUGCAGGGGGACAGUGGCAGUUCUGCAAAGCACGAGGGCUUUGCUGGUUGGAAAUGUGCAGGUGUCCUUUGAUGUUCACAGAGCCUCCAUGGCCCCUCCAGCUGGAAGCUGGACCUGCCUGGAGAGGGCUGCUCGAUGGGAGACCUCUGUGUCCUCACCCUGGCCCAGACUUUGACAUUGUACUGUCAAAUAUUGUCCUUUGCAAACUGCUUUUGAUAAAAGAUGAAGGACCAGAGCUUGGCUGGACUCUACAGGAGCUGGUGUAGAUCCACAGCAGCAGAAAUAGGCAGAAACCUGGUCCUGAGGUGUGAGGAAAAUUGAUACCUGAGGUAUCCAACCAGCCCCGAGCCUAUGGCAGAGAUCAGUAUGGCCAGGAAAUGAAUCCACUACUUAUUUGGGUGAUCUAUUUACAGGUUUCUGUGUGCCUUUGGCUUCUCCACCGUGAGUUGGUGGGCAGCAGAAUGCAGGUGUGAAGUGCUUUUGCCAUUGGUGGUUGGCUGUUGAGGGGGUGAGGGAAGGGUGAAGGAGAAAACAUUCCUGGAAUACACAGUGGCAAGGGCAGGGCCACCCUUGGGUGGGACAAAACCCCAGCUCCGUGAAUGCCCUGAGGUUUGUGGAGAUGUGCCAGGGGUGGGUGUGAGCUUGUGCAUUUGCACCAAGCCCUUGUUGUAACAGCAUGUCUCAACUGAGAAAUAAAAUAAAAAAACCCCAGAACCAAACAAAACCACAACCCCCCCAGUAGAAUGUACAGACUCUACCAACAAAGCUGCAUAGUUUUAUUUGGGGUUUGUUUUCCAUUUUGGUCAGUUUGGGACUUUGGGCAGUGGAAAUGUCUCUCUUUAACCAACUUCAUAUCAGUAACCAGCAGGAAAUGUCUCAAGGGUCUCACUCCUGAUGUGGCAGCCACAACUGGUUCAUGUCAAAGAGUUUUAACUGAACUUUGAAUGAAACCCUAGAAACCAUUACUGUUCUCAGUGGGUGAUGAAGUACCUCUUUCUUGUAGAAGCAUCAAAUUUGGGGUGGGGAGGUCUUUAAAAAGCCAUUGCUCCUGGGAAUCACUUGUGUUGGUGUGUUUUGACCAGCAUUGAGGACUCACGUCAUUGUUACCGGUGAAUUGGAGUUCACUUCAAUUGUCAGGAAUAACUGUUGACUGCACAUGGUAUUUCCUUGUAACUCCUCUUGUUCAUGCAGCCUUUCCUCCUGCCGAGGUGAGGCAGCUUCACCUGAACCAUUUGUACCUCUCCUGUUCCCAGUGCAGUUCCUGCUGCAGGAUCCCCUCAAAGCCGCCCUUCCCACUGUCCCCACAGCUCUGGGAAUGGAGCCCUCCCAUUCCCACUGGAAAUGUCUGCAAUACAGAGCAUUAUAGAUACAAAGUGGGGUUUUUCAGUAGAGAAGACCCAAAUCAGAACAGUUGGGCCAAGGCUCUUCUGUCCCUGACUUUGAGGGAUGUGAAUAAAUUGUCUCCAACUCCAGGGGUCAUAGUUGCCUUCCCAAAUCCUGCUUGAUGUCAAACCCCCCGGGUUACCCCUCCCAGCUGGAGGAGGCUGCAGUGGGCAGGGAGCUGGAUGUCUGACAGCACGUUGUGUCACUGGGCACUGAAGCCACAGGCACAGGUUCAUGGCCUCACUGCGGGAUCUGGGAGCUGGAAAACAGCAGGCUCAUCCCAGGGAAGGCUCUUUUCCAGCUGGGCAGUACCUGGUUGAGGGUGAGGCAGUGCUGGCUGCUUGUCCUUCUAGCCAGGCCUCUUGGCUCUGCCUGGCCUUUCUGCAUCACACAGUGAGAGGACUGGGCUCGUUGCUGAUGUCCCUCGUGAGCAGGGCAAAAUACAUCAGCCCCCAGGACACAGAGCAUCCUCCCUGCAAAGGGAACCCUCCAGCUGGGAGGGAGGGGUGAGUUCCUGGUGGCAAAGCCCAGCAGGAGACUCAUCCAGAGCCCAGUCCUGCUCUUCAGUCACCCCUGGGGCUCUGGGCCCCGGGUCAGGCUGGCCAGGCUCGUGUCCGUCAGAGUGGCUGUCACAGCACAGACGGACAGAACGGGAACCCAUCACCCCCAGUCCCUGCCUCCCAUCCCAGCUGAUCCCCCAGGAACCAGGUCAUUCCACAGCAAUUAGGACAGCGACCUGUCAGUGUUGCUGUCAGUGUUUUCAUGAGCCUUUUAACUUGACUGGGAAAGUUGAUCUCAAAGGAAAAUGUACAGUUAUCAUUCAACUAUGGUUAAAUCAAGUCCCGUUGAUGCACUUUAUGAACGAGUGAAAAACAAAUCAAUGCUGUUAUUGCACUGUAUCUCUAUUGUGUAUAAUAUUAUACAUUCAUCUGUAAGAGUAAUUUAUUUUUAUUACUGUAAAUAAAACUGUUAAAGUGAUUUGUCAGAGGAUAUCCAAAAACAGGGGGAAGGGGGUUAAAAUUAAAACACUGGAAGACCUGGGCUGCUGUCCCAGGUAUGUGCCA